UUUUUUUUUUAAAAAAAACAACAAUUCAAUAUACCCUUCUUUAAUAUUCACUUAUGUCGUUAAGACAAGUUUCAGAAAAAGAUUGUUGGUUUGUAAUUGGUGCUCAUCAAGCAGGUGCAUCUGAAAGACAAUGUUCUGAACUUUCUGGACUUUCGAAAACAGUAACUCAUAAUAUUCUUGCUAAUUUCAAAAAGAUGGGUUCACCUCAUGCUUCUAAUUUAUCUGUUAGUGCUUUAUUGGACAAUAACAAUAAAAAACGCAAGAUGAGUAACAUUUCUGAAAAGAGUACAUCUCGUAAAAGAGGUAGACCUCGUAAACCAGCCGAACCACCUUUUUUUACAGAAUUUAUUGUACGAGAUGUUUUAUACGAAGCCAGAAAAAAUCAGACCAUUUCUUGCCAACAUAAUAAUUCUUCAAAUUAUCGACUUGAUACCCCACCUAAUGAUGACGAAGAAUUUAAUGAAAAUUUAUUGUCAGCAAAUAAUAAAAUAAUCAAGAAGCGACGUAGUAGUGAAGAUAAUGCUAAUACAGCUUUACCUCUUACGCCUCGUUCCUUUACAACUCUCGAUGAUGAAGAGGAGAAAAACGAUUUAGAUGAAGAAAAGAUAUGGACAAUUGAGGACGAUAAAGAAUUACUUGAACAUGUAUUAGAAUUGCCUAUGAAGUAUGUAAAAUGGAAGGAAUUAGAAACGAAAUUUGAUGACAGACACUUGGCUAAAAUGUGUUAUGAACGUUGGGAAUAUAUAAAAAAGCAAAUGUUAAAAGAUGUUAAGAAUGUUGCUUCUACUUUUGAUAAUGAAUUAUAACACUUUAUGCAAUAAAUUUUCAUUUGUAUAAUGAAAUUUAUAUAAAGAAAGGAUCGUCAAUGAUAAAAACUAAAGAAGUAUUACAGGGCCAAUAAUUUAAGUGUAACCUGCCUCAACGUGCAAAUUGUCCUUAUUAUAAUAUUUAAGCAUGGUUUUAAUCAAUGUCAGUGCUCCCAUUAAAGCCAUUAUUAUUAUAACACUUUUCUUAUUCUUAUACAACUCUUUCCCUCCCUCUUUUUUUUUUUUUUCUUUUAUCUUUAGUUCUUCUUUAACUUUUCAUUUCUUAUACCCUU
This is a messenger RNA of Cokeromyces recurvatus, 1099 nucleotides long. RefSeq lists its product as uncharacterized. The coding region runs from base 54 to 806 and encodes 250 amino acids. Lineage: Eukaryota; Fungi; Mucoromycota; Mucoromycetes; Mucorales; Mucoraceae. The record is from RefSeq and is a predicted model, not a curated record. The transcript has 4 exons.